This is a messenger RNA of Tripterygium wilfordii, 2450 nucleotides long. Its product is annotated as protein ROOT HAIR SPECIFIC 17. The transcript is spliced from 8 exons. The record is from RefSeq and is a predicted model, not a curated record. Bases 254 to 1957 code for a protein of 567 amino acids. Lineage: Eukaryota; Viridiplantae; Streptophyta; Magnoliopsida; Celastrales; Celastraceae.
GCCGUGAGAGCAACCAACAAGUUAAGAAAGCGCAAAUAUUUACGCGCGACUAAGUCGAGGUUGUCGACGGAGCUCUCUCUGCUCUCAGACUGAGUAUGCGAGACGGAAUGCUAUCUGCAUAUUCAGCAGCAACAGACGAAGACGACACUGCUUUUCGUGAAUCGGAAGCCAACCAUCACCCUUCCUUUUAAAUGCCUUUUCUUUUCGUAUGAUUGAUUGAUUCAUCAAAGCCAGUCCACCGUGGGGAUAAAUCAUGAAGAAAAGAAAGAGAGAGAACGUUAACAUCGUCUGGAGCUUUGUCCUUGUGCUCUUCCUUCGCCGCCGCCGCCGCCUUUUCCCUCUCAUAUCAGCAUUCUCCGCCUGCAUACUCCUUGUCCUCUCCGGAAUCUCCCUUCUCUUUCCUCCUCUGUCUCACCAACAACGCAACUUCUUCCACCCUCGCCACUCUCCACUGCUUGAAAAUGGGAGAGUCGCGUUGGAAUCCAAAAUGGAAACAGAGACCGUGUUUCGCGUUCCGGCCGGUGGAGGGAGUUCGGGUCGAGAUUUGUGGAGUUCGAGGAUGUCAGCUUUCUACCAUGGAUGCAGUAAUUCCAGCGACAGAUUUCAAAAGUCUGAUGUCAAAACGCAUCCCAAUAGAUACUUGUUGAUUGCUACCAGUGGGGGCUUGAAUCAACAGAGAACUGGGAUCACAGAUGCUGUUGUUGCAGCUUAUAUUUUAAAUGCAACUCUUGUUGUUCCUAGACUGGAUCAGAAAUCAUACUGGAAGGAUUCCAGCAAUUUUACCGAAAUAUUUGAUGUGGACUGGUUCAUAUCAUUUCUUUCUAACGAUGUGAAAAUCAUCAAGCAACUUCCCACUAAGGGAGAGAAAGUCAUUACUCCAUAUAACAUGCGCGUCCCCAGGAAGUGCACUCCAAAGUGCUACCAGAAUCAUGUUUUACCAGCCCUCAAUAAAAAGCAUGCUGUUCAACUUACCAAGUUUGAUUACAGGCUUUCCAAUAUGUUAGACACAGAUUUGCAGAAGCUGAGGUGUAGGGUUAACUACCAUGGUUUGAGAUUCACUGAUCCUAUUCUUGGAAUGGGUAAAAAGUUGGCCAAGAGGAUGAGGAUGAAAAGCAAGCACUUUAUUGCCUUGCACUUGAGGUUCGAACCCGAUAUGCUUGCAUUCUCUGGAUGCUACUUUGGUGGAGGAGAAAAAGAAAGGGUCGAGCUUGCUGCAAUACGGAAGAGAUGGAAAACUUUACAUGCAAGCAACCCUGAUAAGGAACGUAGGCAUGGAAGGUGUCCACUGACGCCAGAAGAAAUUGGUAUAAUGUUGAGAGCAUUGGGUUUUGGGAGUGAUGUUCACAUGUAUGUGGCAUCAGGGGAAGUAUAUGGAGGUGAAGAGACUCUGGCACCACUGAAAGCGCUGUUCCCAAAUUUUCAUUCGAAGGAAACCAUAGCCAGCAAGGAGGAGUUGGCACCAUUUUCAUCGUUUUCAUCUCGCAUGGCCGCACUGGAUUACAUUGUUUGCGACGAAAGUGACGUAUUUGUGACUAAUAACAACGGGAAUAUGGCCAGAAUCUUGGCUGGACGCAGGAGAUAUUUUGGGCACAAACCAACUAUUCGUCCUAAUGCUAAAAAGUUGUACAAGUUGUUUCUGAACCAGAACAACAUGACGUGGGGAGAAUUUGCCUCCAGGGUACGAACUAAUCAGAUUGGCUUCAUGGGGGAGCCAAAUGAAGUGAGGCCAGGAAGAGGAGAGUUCCAUGAAAACCCAGCAGCCUGCAUCUGUGAGGAUUCUGAAGCAAAAUCCAAGGGAGGUCCAACUCCUCAAAGUCAACCUCAUGACGAGCAGUUAGCUGAGGAUGACCACGAGCAAGAUUGGUUAGAUAUGGACGACAGUGAGAAUGGAAGUAGCGCAUUAGGGAAUGUGUUGCAUAAUGGAACACAAGAAUUAGAAGAAUUAUUUUCUGACUAAAUGAUGGAGACUUCACCGUCGAAUGCUGCAUCGAAUUUUUAAAGUUCCUAUGACGCCUGAGGUUUUUUUUUUUCCUUCUUCCUUUCCCCUCAUGUUUGAGGGGGGCUUGGAGAGUUUGCAGUAUUUGAAAAGGGUUGUACAGAUUUGAGGAUCUGCUGCUGCAUUCGAGUAGAAGCUUCUUGGAUGAUAAGAGCCACUGGCAUUCAAGUAUGAUUCUGCCUUUUCCUUUGCUUUGAUGAUUCUUGCCCAAGGCAGGGGAAAAAACUUAUUAUGACUAGAGGGGCGUAUAAAGGGGGUAUUGGUAAAAGCAAUUGACGUUUUACUUUUCAGUUAGGGUUUUUUUGGUAGUUCUCUUUCAUUUUUUUAUAUAUUUAUUAUCUCUUCGAUCGAUUAUAUAUUUUCAUAUCCAGAAUAUGUUUUAUGGAAGCAGGAUAGUAGUUGUCAGAUGCAACAUUAGAAGCAAUGCAAAUAUAGAUUUUGAUUUCCUCUUCAA